AUGAAGCUAAACCUGAAGAAGUGUGCAUUCAGUGUUUCGUCAGGGCAGUUCUUGGGGCAAAUAGUGAAGAAGCGAGGCAUCGAGCCCAACCCAUCGAAGGUGGAGGCGUUGCGGAAUAUGCCUGGUCCAAGAACACCUAGAGAUGUGCAGGUUCUAAUCGGGCGAAUAACGGCUCUCAGCCGGUUCAUUUCAAGAUCGUCAUAUCGUUGUAAGCCAUUCUUCCAGGCAAUUUGA
Molecule: messenger RNA, 234 nt
Organism: Prunus armeniaca (apricot)
Lineage: Eukaryota; Viridiplantae; Streptophyta; Magnoliopsida; Rosales; Rosaceae
Source: the annotation of a GenBank genome assembly